Messenger RNA from Tupaia belangeri chinensis (Chinese tree shrew), 3099 nucleotides. RefSeq names its product TIMP metallopeptidase inhibitor 2 (gene TIMP2). Gene Ontology annotation, biological process: negative regulation of endopeptidase activity; response to hormone; negative regulation of membrane protein ectodomain proteolysis. NCBI's taxonomy places the organism in Eukaryota, Metazoa, Chordata, Mammalia, Scandentia, Tupaiidae. Gene Ontology annotation, cellular component: extracellular matrix. Gene Ontology annotation, molecular function: protease binding; metalloendopeptidase inhibitor activity. The record is from RefSeq and is a predicted model, not a curated record.
UGAUCAGGGCCAAGGCGGUCAGCGAGAAGGAGGUGGAUUCCGGGAAUGACAUCUACGGCAACCCCAUCAAGAGGAUUCAGUAUGAGAUCAAGCAGAUCAAGAUGUUCAAAGGACCUGACAAGGAUAUAGAGCUCAUCUACACGGCGCCCUCCUCGGCAGUGUGCGGGGUCUCGCUGGACGUGGGAGGGAAGAAGGAGUACCUCAUUGCAGGGAAGGCCGAGGGGGACGGCAAGAUGCACAUCACCCUCUGUGACUUCAUCGUGCCCUGGGACACCCUGAGCACGACCCAAAAGAAGAGCCUGAACCACAGGUACCAGAUGGGCUGUGAAUGCAAGAUCUCGCGCUGCCCCAUGAUCCCGUGCUACGUCUCCUCCCCGGACGAGUGCCUCUGGAUGGACUGGGUCACAGAGAAGAGCAUCAACGGGCACCAGGCCCGGUUCUUCGCCUGCAUCAAGAGAAGCGACGGCUCCUGCGCCUGGUACCGCGGGGCGGCGCCCCCCAAGCAGGAGUUCCUCGACAUCGAGGACCCGUAAGCGGGCUCACGGCAGCCCUGUGGCCACCCGAAGAGCCUCCAAGGGUUUAGACUGGUCCAGCUCUGACAUCCCUUCCUGGAAACAGCAUGAAUAAAACAGCCAUCCGAGCGGGUCCAAAUAGUGCGACGUGCCCCCAUUUUCCUCUCCAACUUGGCCGUGGUCUGGAGGGUCCCCCAGGGCCCUCAUGCCGCCCUCCCUCUGCCUUCCUGGGCGCUGUGUCUCAGCCUUCGUGCUUGGGGGCGGCCAGAGGGAGGGCCCAGACUGUCCUCCCAGGCCCGGCCUUGACACGGGGGCUAGUGCUAGGCAGGAGGCACCGGUGUGUCCCCACCUGGUCAGGGCAGAGCCUGGAGACAAGCAUUUGCAGAAACGUCUGAGGGUCAUUGCAAGACUGUGUAGCCGGCCUACCAGGCCCCUUUCAUCUCGAGAGGGUUGUGUCCCUCGUUUUCUGCAGCUGCCACCGCGGGCCCAGGGUGGCGGUCCCUGCCCUGGCAAGUGCCGUCUCCCUUAUAAGCCCAGGAGCAGCCCUGGAGCCAGUGGUUUGUCCUCGAAGGAGCCCCAGUUCAUCCUGAUAAUCCGCCAAAUGGUAGUGGGAGCCUCCUCCAGGGCCUUGUGGAGGUGUAGGAGCAACAGCUCACUGAGCCACGUUUCUGCCCUAGCCAAGUCUUUAGGGUGCCCCCUCCUGCUCCCCACACCCCUUCCCCAGCCUCUAGGGGGAUCCACACCCUGUCCUGAGGGCAGGUUUCUGGGGGGCACUUGCCGCCCUUGUGAUUCAUCGGGAGCUUCCAGUCGAGUACUCUGGCUCCCUCCCGUUCUGGCCUCAGUCGUCUGGAUGGAGCCGCACCCACGCUUUGCAGGACGGUGGCAUGCAGCCGGCAGGGGACACCCCACUUUCACGCCCCAAGGACGGAAAAGGCUGAGUCUGUGUGCGCCUGGAGAGGGCUAGUGUGCGCUCCCUCCGAGAUGCGCAGUGAGUGAGUUAGCGAAGCACUUUACCAAGCCCAAGUCGGGAGGAAGGCCGCUUCGCGACAGGCUCACUUCUUCCUGGCCUUCGGGACACCGUGGCCUGUGGGAGGGACAAGUCAUUUUUCUAAAGAUGACUUCUCAGAUGAGACAGAAGCUGAGCUGCAGGCGGACCAACCUCUGCUUAUGUUUCCCCAUUACAGAGAGUACCUAGUCAAGAACAGCAGGGAGCUGGGGAACUGUUCCCUGACAUGCCAGGAAAGUGGGGGUCGUGGUGGGCAGCGCUCUCUCACCAACAGUAAAGAUCAUCUUUUUCUCUCCCGCCUGUGUGGUAGGGAUAAGCUGUCCCAAGGCCACGCAGGCACAUUCGGCAGACACACGCUCAAGCCCAGCACAGUGAAACCCAAGCCUGGCAGUCUGUGAGUGGUCCUUCUGCAAAAUGCUUCCAAACGCACCAUCUCCCAGGCCUGUUCUAGUCUGGGCCGACCCCCCACCUGUAAGACUCCUGACCCCUGGGUGGCCUGCAGUGUUCCUCCCACCCGGACCUGGUCAGCACAGACCUGAAUGAUUCUCCGAUCCAGGGCAAACGGGAGCAUGUCCAGGGAUCAGCCCCGGCCCUGAGGGCGUUUCAUGCUGUCUGAUAGGACGAAGUGGGUGAGAUGUCAGGGCGGACCAGUCCACGCGAUUUCCGUAUAUACGCCACCACCAGACCCUCCCAUCAGUAUCGCACCCCGCCCCGUCGCUUCCUGUACGGUGAUACCAUAUGUAACAUUUGCUCCUGUUUCUGCUGAUUUUUUUUAAAUGUUCCGGUUUGUUUCAACAUCAGCUGUAAUCAUUCCUGUGCUGUGUUUUUUUAUUACCCUUGGUAGGUGUUAGACUUGCACUUUUAAAAAAAAGAUUUUUGCAUCGUGGAAGCAUUUGACCCCGAGUGGAAAGCAUGGCAUGGCAGCUCGCUCGUGACAGAGGGUUCCUUCCAGUCGUGCGUCCGAUUCUUUGAGUAUCUUUGCUUUUCUCAGUUCCCAUCUUUUGUUCCAUGAAUCGAAUUAUCUAGCACAAAGAAGAGGAUUAUUUAGUAGGCUGGGCUACACGGCGGCCUUUACAUUAGAUCCACACACAGUGGGGUUCUCACCAUGCUGAGCAGGGAAAAGCCCAAACUCAGAUCAAGACGAAGUGCCCGGUGGCAGCCAAGAGAUGAAGCCCCUCAGAUGCUUCCCAGCCGGUGACGGCCUCUCUACAUAGCGUAAGAAGGGUCUCCAUUUGGCCUUGUUUAAUUUAUGUGUUCUAAGCACGACUCUUUCUUCUUUUCAUCAUGCAAGCGACUCAAAAUAUUUAAAACAAAGUUUACAUUGUAGUUAUUUCAAAUCUUUGCUUGAUAAAUAUUAAGGAAUAUCGGACUUGCUGCCAUAAUUUAAAGCUUUGUUGAUUUUGUUCGUUUUCGUUUGGAGUUUCGGGGGGAGCCAUGGUGUAUGCUGGAAUGUGACGCCAGACCUUCCUGUGCUGGCCAUACGAGAGCUGCCCGCCGACAAGCAGACCGCGCAUGUCUCUGAUGCUCUGUAUCAUUCUGAGCGAUCGCUCAGUGGACAAUAAACAGUAUUAUCAAAGAGAA